CAGGCCCUUCCUGAGGAAUAGAGUCACACCAGGCCCUGCCUGUCCCUGGGGCCACCCUGAACUGCUAGGGAAAGCCAAGGAAACUCCUCCUGACUGGGCCUAAUCUCCACCUCCCAGUCAGGCCCAGGUGUGAAGCCACUCUGCCCCGGUACCCGUGUCAGGCAGACAUCCUCUCCCAGCCCUCUGUCCAGAGUCACUCGAGCCAAGUCACUUGACCAGACAGUGGCAUCUGUCUGGUCAAGAGGAACAGGGAGGGACAAAUGUAGCAACAAUAUGGACCCGGAGCAGACAGGGGCUCCUGCAAAGCCUCAUCUCGCUCCCCACAGUACAGAUGCCAAUCACCCCAGGAAGUGUCCCUCAGUUGGCAGGUCACAGGCCUUAAUUAGGACUGCCAGCAGGCACCUGCGGUCAGUGAGGGGUGCUGGAACUAUUUGGAACACCUGGAAGGCAGGACGGCAGGGUGCCACAGUGAGUGGGAGGGAGGGUGUAGGAUGAAGUUUGCACACCGUGACAACACUGUCAUCCAAGUCCAGAUUCUCAGCUCUCGGGUCAGAGGCAGAAUGGGGGCUGGAAGAGAAGGGCACACCACAGAGGAGCAGAGUCAUCGGAGGCCGGAGGAAGGGCCUGUGUGCUGCAGGCUGGUCGGGGGGCAUCUGCCUGGAAAGACAGGGACUCGCAGGUGACUUGAGUCCCUGGGAACUCAGAAAGCAGAAGGAAACAGUGCAGUGGCAGCCUCUGGCCCCGCACCAGCCUGCCUGGAUUCCAGUCCUGGUUUUGCUGCUUCCGCAGGAAGCUGUUCGAGCUCCGGUUUCCCAAUCCAUAAGGAUAAUGGCAGGUCCCACCGCACAGCACAGCCACAAGGAUCAGACGCGCUAACUCGGCACCGUCCAGUGCGGCAAUUGCUCCUUAUGUCUCCCACUGUGCUAGGACUGCCUCACACUGAAUGGCUUAAAGGACGGCAUUUGAAUCUCUCACAGUUCUGGGGGCCAGAAGUCCAAAGUCAAGGUGCCGGCAGGGUUACUUCCUUCUAAGGCCUGUGAGGAAGAACCUCAUCUCCCCUCUAGCUCCUGACAGCUUGGUGGCAAUCUGUGGCUCUCCUUGACUAGCAAAAGCAUCACCCCCAUCUCUGCUUUCACCUUCGCAUGGUGCAUCCAAAUGGCCCCCACUCCAACGUGACCUCUACCUACACCUGCAGUGACCCUAUUUCCGGGGCAAGGGCACAUUCUGAGUUCCAGGAGAACGUCCAGGACCUGCUGCCCGCCUUGCCUAAAGCCGAUGACUACUUCCUCCUGCGCUGGCUCCGAGCUCGGAACUUUGACCUACAGAAAUCCGAGAACAUGCUCCGGAAGCAUGUGGAGUUCCGGAAGCAGCAAGACCUGGACAACAUCCUCUCCUGGGAGCCACAGGAGGUGCUUCAGCUCUAUGACUCAGGAGGUCUAUGUGGCUACGACUAUGAAGGCUGCCCCGUGUGGUUCAACAUCAUCGGGACCCUUGACCCCAAAGGUCUCCUCCUGUCGGCCUCCAAGCAGCAGCUGAUUCGGAAUCGCAUCAAGGCCUGUGAGCUGCUUUUGCAUGAGUGUGAGCUGCAGAGUCAGAGGCUGGGAAGGAAGAUUGAGGUGGUGCUGAUGGUGUUUGACGUAGAGGGCCUGAGCCUGAAACACCUGUGGAAGCCAGCUGUGGAGGUCUACCAGCAGUUUUUUGCCAUACUGGAAGAAAAUUAUCCUGAGAUGCUGAAGACUUUAAUUAUCAUUCGAGCCUCCAAACUGUUCCCUGUGGCCUUCAACUUGGUCAAGUCAUUCAUGAGUGAGGAGACACGCAGUAAAAUAGUGAUUCUGGGAGACACCUGGAAGCAGGAGCUCACUAAGUUCAUCAGCCCUGACCAGCUGCCUAUGGAGUUUGGGGGGACCAUGACUGACCCUGAUGGCAACCCCAAGUGCUCAACCAAGAUCAAUUACGGAGGUGAGGUGCCCAGGAGCUACUACCUUCGCAACCAGGUGAGGGCACAGUAUGAGCACUCAGAGUCCGUGGGCCGUGGCUCCUCCCUGCAGGUGGAGAAUGAGAUCCUGUUCCCAGGCUGUGUGCUCAGGUGGCAGUUUGCAUCAGAUGGUGGGGAUAUCGGCUUUGGAGUUUUCCUGAAGACCAAGAUGGGGAAGCGGCAGAGGGCUGGGGAGAUGACAGAGGUGCUGCCCAGCCAGCGCUACAACGCCCACCUGGUGCCUGAGGACGGGAGCCUGACCUGUCUCAAGGCUGGCGUCUAUGUCCUGCGCUUUGAUAACACCUACAGCCUGAUGUACACCAAGAAGGUCAGCUACAGUGUGGAGGUGCUGCUCCCUGACAAGGCCUCUGAGGAGAAGUUGCAGAGCCUGAAGGCCACAGGACCCUCCCCAGUGCAAUGAAGACCCUGGCUGCCACCUCUUCAAGCCCUUUGCACCCCACUAGACCCCUGUCUUCCAAGCAGGGUAGGUGCUGAAGAUGGCCACAGAAAGCCACCUACUCUGUGUUACAACUCAGAAAAGGGACAACCAAUGCCUAGGCCACCCUAAGGCCUUAGAUGGGCACCUAAUCUCCUGUUUCCUGAGUAUGAACCAGCAUCCACUGAGGAAGGGUCCUGCAGGAAGAAGCUACCCUUGCAUCCCUCCUGACAAGACUCACCCAUUCUAGGACUUUCCCAUUGCUGGUGUCCCAGCUUGUGGGGGCAGGGAGGGUCUUUGCAUAGACCCCAGGCCCUGCAUGGAGCAGUUUCAGGCCUCCAGAGCCAAGAAGCCCUAUUUUCUGCAGGGUCAGCUGAAAGCGGCUGGGUGGGGAGAUGGGGCAGGGGUGAGGGUCUCAGUUCCACCAGGGUAUCCAGGUCCAUCCAAGCUGCUUGUUGUGUGUUUAGAGGGAAAAUCAGAAAUGGAGAAGUGGGACCUGGCAAGGGUAGCCAUCAGUGACAAAAGCCACACUCAACACAGUUGAGUGGGUAACGAUGCACUCUCCAGGGAAUUCCCAGGGACUUCCCCUCCACACCUGCUGUGAUCCUGCCAACAUGGCUCUUCCAGCAGGGGUCAGGAGCAGGGCAGACCUGGAGCCACAGUGCUGUCAUCCAGGGAGUGCAGCCGCCAACCCAGGGAGCCCAUCUGGGCUUUGAGGUGCUUCUUUAAGAACCAUCAAGGUUUUCCUCCAUCUUUAUAUCUUGCCAAGGGGACAGCAGAAGUUUGGCUGACAACACCCCUCAUGUACACCACCCAGCAGCUGGCCAGUGAUGGCCCAGAGGCUGGCCUCCGGGCGCCUGCAGUCAGCACUGCCACUUGCUCUGCUGGGCAGCUGCACCCAACAGAGCAGACCUUGCCUAGGAACAAGCUUGAGCUGGAUGUGACUAUGUGAGUUGACUCCAGGGGACAAUGAAGAGCCUGGGAGUCCAGCCUGCGCUGCCCUGAGAGCCUGGGAGCCCAGCCUGCGCUGCCCUGAGAGCCUCGGAGACCAGCCUGCGCUGCCCUGCCUCCUCCCCACCCUGCCCUCUGCCCCAGGCCAGUGGCCACCAGUAUCUCAGAAGACCUGAGCCCACAGCUCAAUAUCAUUGUUCCUGCUGUUUGCCUUUCUGGGUUAAUGUCCCAGAGGGCAAAAGAGUACCAUCCACCCAGGUGAUGUCCCUGAGAGAGGCCAGUCAGAUGUUCCUGUAAAAGGUGUCCUUGUUGCAAAGUGUUGGCUUCCUGAAUGCGCAGGCCCCUCCCAGGGACCAGAAGCCUCAGCAAACACCACCUGCCCAGGUGCUUUACAAGCAAGAAGCCAGGCUCUGGACCCUCCCUGCUUUCAGAUUCUGUGAUCUCACUUUCUCCAGUUAAGGAGAACUUUCUCAAUUACCCAGAACCUAUUUUGGGUGAGAAAAUACUGAGAAGGUGGGGGUCUUCAUGUGAGCACUGUGGGGGUCUUGGGGUCCCUCAGCCCCCUGCUGCUGGGGCAGCUGCCCGGUUCCUGGGUGCACAAAGUUUGAACAGCAGCCCUGCUGCUCUAAAAAGCUAAACUAAACUAAACUACAUGCCUAAAGCCAGAGCCAUGAUACAUUCCUGGUCCAAUAGGGUGUCUGAUCAGAUUGGCAAAAACAAACAAAGGCUGUCCUGGGCUGUCAGGCAGGAGUCAUAGGACAUCCCUAAAACCAAUGGCUGCCCUUGCCUCUGAGAUGUGACAGGCAUUCUCACCACCCUGCUAUGCUCUGCAGCCGUCUUCCUUUCUGCUGGCCUCGUUGCAGGGAUAUCUGGAGUCCCCUGGGCACUUGGGUUUCCACAACUGUAGCCACUGGGGCUGAGCUUGUUAGUGAAAUCACAUGCUGGAUUCCACCUGUUGUCAUGAUGUAGGCUCACAACGCCUCGGGUCAGCCUUCACACCCUGCAUCGAAAAAUGAGGGGCACUCCCCACAGCUAACUCCCACCAUAGGCACAGCCUCGGGUUUCCUAGCAGGUAGCAAAGAUUGCUCUGCCCCCGGCACAAGGGUUUCCUGAGGCUCUGAUCACAGAAUAUACAAAGCCACGGGCUGUCUGGAGCUGGCAAGUAACAAGGGGGUCAGGGGCAGGCCCCAGCAGGGAUUGAGUCCAGGGCUGGCAGAGCCACCUCACUGCCUAGAGGUUACUCAGUGAGUGUGGCAGUCACCUGUGGAGGGAUGGGGGACAUUGGCAGCUCUGCCAAGAACCUCUCCUUAGCAAUCCAUCCCUAACUCAUAACACUGUCACUUUAAAAAAAAAAAAAGAAAGAAAGAAAA
Molecule: messenger RNA, 4732 nt
Organism: Nycticebus coucang (slow loris)
Lineage: Eukaryota; Metazoa; Chordata; Mammalia; Primates; Lorisidae
Product: SEC14-like protein 4
Exons: 12
Coding region: 1143-2396 (417 amino acids)
Cellular component (GO): cytoplasm
Source: RefSeq, a predicted model, not a curated record